Molecule: messenger RNA, 1506 nt
Organism: Sphenostylis stenocarpa
Lineage: Eukaryota; Viridiplantae; Streptophyta; Magnoliopsida; Fabales; Fabaceae
Source: the annotation of a GenBank genome assembly
AUGGUGAAGAUGAAGAUGAAGGGGAAAAGCCACAAGAUUGGAAAGAAGCAGAGUAGGAAGAUGAAGGGCGCGUUGUGUAACACCACCACCAGGCACUUGCAGCUUCAGCUAGGUCAAGUCUCCCUCAUUCCUCUCCACCAACCAUCUUCCACCACUUCUUCCACUGUUUCUUGCUUCCAGAACCUUCUCGAUGCCGAACCUUCCAACGCUUCUUCAUCGCGCGUUGCGCUCACCGACGAUGCCGUCGCUGUCGCCGACGACAGAGACUGUAUUCUCAGUCAGGACUUCUUCUGCACUCCUGAUUAUAUCACUCCGGAUAAUCAGCAUAUCUUGAAUGGCUUUGAUUGCGACAGGGAUAAUACUCCUUGCCCCAAAUCCCCCGAGAAGCUUAACACUACGAAAAGCAAGAGAUGCCGACUAGACGCUAUGUCCGUUCAACCUCUCAGUCCUACCUUCUCUAGUGACCAUCAGCCAGCUGUGGAACUGGGAAAGGAUUCUGUUACAGACGAAUUUGCUUCUGAGAAAACAAUAGCAUCUACUAAACCAAAGGGUCAGAAUUACGUGUCCCAAUCUGCAGUUGCAUUGCGUUGCCGGGUUAUGCCUCCUCCUUGCUUUAGGAACCCAUAUUUAAAAGAUGUCUCAGAGAAGGAGAUAGAUCCUUUUGGAAACCAAAGAUUGAAAUUUGCAGGUCUCUUCCCUGCAUGUAGUGGUGGUGAUGGGCUUUCACGCUAUCGCGCUGACUUUCAUGAAAUUGAGCAAAUUGGUAGAGGAAACUUUAGUAAUGUUUUCAAAGUAUUAAAACGAAUAGAUGGCUGCUUGUAUGCUGUUAAACAAAGCAUCAGACCGUUAUGCCUGGAAGCAGAAAGGACAAAAGCUUUGAUGGAAGUUCAAGCUUUGGCGGCCCUAGGUUUGCAUCAGAACGUUGUGGCCUACUAUUCUUCAUGGUUUGAAAAUGAACAGUUGUACAUUCAGAUGGAGCUAUGUGAUCACAGCUUAUCCAUAAGAAAAUGCUCUGCGGUAAUUACAGAAGCACAAGUGUUAGAUGCCUUAUUUCAGGUUGCCAGUGCACUGCGAUUUAUUCACGAGAAGGGAAUGGCUCAUCUAGAUGUCAAACCCGACAAUAUUUAUGUGAAAAAUGGUGUUUAUAAGCUUGGUGAUUUUGGAUGUGCGACUCUUCUUGAUAGUAGCCUGCCAAUUGAGGAGGGUGACGCACGCUAUAUGCCGCAGGAAAUACUUAAUGAAAAUUAUGAUCACCUUGACAAGGUUGAUAUCUUUUCCUUGGGAGCUUCUAUUUAUGAACUAAUUCGCAAAGUGCGUUUGCCAGAAUCAGGAUGUCAAUUUUUUAAUCUCAAAGAGGGCAAGUUUCCCCUCUUGCCUGGUCAUUCGUUGCAACUUCAAAACUUGCUCAAGGUCAUGAUGGACCCUGAUCCAGUUAAGCGGCCUUCUGCUAAAGAAUUGGUAGAAAACCAAAUUUUUUGUAGGGUUCAAAGAACUGAACGAAGUUGA